This is a messenger RNA of Rotaria sordida, 602 nucleotides long. Lineage: Eukaryota; Metazoa; Rotifera; Eurotatoria; Philodinida; Philodinidae. The record is from the annotation of a GenBank genome assembly.
AUGAUACAUCAUCCUCAUUCAGAAUCACCAUGUAUGGAUUCAAGUAAAAAAUUAUGUGUUCAACAUAAUAAUACAAACAGUGGUUCAUCAUCUGAUGAAGGUGAUACAACAAAUGAUUCAAAUGGAAAUGAUACAAAACGAAAAAAACGACGAAAUCGUACAACAUUUACAUCAUUUCAACUUGAAGAAAUGGAACGUGUCUUUCAAAAGACUCAUUAUCCAGAUGUUUAUGUACGAGAACAACUUGCUCUACGAUGUGAUUUGACGGAAGCACGAGUACAGGUUUGGUUUCAAAAUCGACGUGCUAAAUGGCGUAAACGCGAACGAUAUACAAAUGCACCUCAAAUACGUUCAUUAACGGUACCUACAACAAAUCCCUAUGAUAUAUCAUUGAUUUCAGCUGCAAGUAGUCAAUAUCCAUCGUUAGCAGCUAGCAAUGGUUGGUGUUCAUCAUCAACAGCAUCAUUAGGUCAUGUUCCUCUUCGAGAUCAUCAUCAUCAACAACAACAAUCUCAACAACAAACAGGAUCACCAUGUCACACUCUUUCAUCAUCUCCGUCCAUGAUGAUGUCAAGUGCAAUACCAAACUUUAUGGGUAUGCC